Messenger RNA from Rosa chinensis, 1251 nucleotides. RefSeq lists its product as uncharacterized. The coding region runs from base 1 to 1035 and encodes 344 amino acids. The record is from RefSeq and is a predicted model, not a curated record. The transcript is spliced from 2 exons. Lineage: Eukaryota; Viridiplantae; Streptophyta; Magnoliopsida; Rosales; Rosaceae.
AUGGGUAUUGCUGAUGGUACUGAACCCUGCCCUCCCUGCUUUCUCUCAGACAAAGAAGGCAAGUUGACGGAGACGGUUAAUCCAUGUUAUGAAAACUGGAUGGAAAAAGAUCAAAUGGUGUUAGGUUGGAUUAAUGGCUCUCUGACCCCAACCGUGCUCUCGACCGUUGCCCGUUCUACUUCUUCCGCUGCUACGUGGGAUUCCUUGGCUACCAGAUAUGCCUCCAAGUCUCACAAUAGGAUCCUCCAGCUGCGUAGUGAUCUUCUCUGUACUGUUCGUGGUAAUUUGUCAAUUUCUGAUUUUCUUGACAAAAUUAAUGCUAUUGUUGAUAAUUUAGCCCUUGUUGGAGAUGCUGUGUCUGAUAAUGAUCUUGUUAGCAUAAUCAUGAAUAAUGUUGGUCCUCUUUAUGAGACCACCGUCAGCUCUGCACAAGCCCGAGACACCCCCAUAACCUAUGACUCGCUUGAAGCUCUUCUACUCAAUGCCGAGCGCCGUUAUGCUGAACAUAGUCUUCCUUCCCUUGAUCUUGGUGGUCAAGCUUCCGCUCUUCAUGCUUCACGAUCUCGCGGUCGUGGCCGUAGUGGUCCUUCCUCACUCAUUGGGCCUGGUUGCGGUGGCUCUUAUGGUUCUCGGGGUAAUAGUUUUGUUAGUCGCGGGUCCUCAUUGUUAGGUCGUGGUCUUCCUAGUUCUCGUGGCACUAAUAACAAUUUUGGUCAACGUGGCUCCUCUUCUCUUCUUGGUCCUGCACCUACAGCUCCAGCUUCUAACACAGGUCAUUCCAUUUUUCAUUCCGGAAGUCGCAUCCAUUGCCAAAUUUGUGGCCGUCCUGGACACUCUGCUCUUGAUUAUUACAAUCGCAUGAACAUGGCUUUUGAAGGGCGUGUUCCCUCAUCUCGUCUCACUGCAAUGGCUGCUUCUAAUACUCUCUCUUCGGCUGAUGGUGUGACUUGGCUUGCUGAUAGUGGUGCCAAUACCCAUGUGACUCCUAAUAUAGGAUCUCACAACCAAGAGGACGCUUUUCCGAGGGAAGAGUGAAAAUGGGCUCUAUCCGUUGCGACUUCAUCAAACGAGUUUGAGUCCAUCUAGUCGAUUUGCUUUUGUUGGUGCCCGAGAUUCCGCUCAAGUCUGGCAUUCACGUCUUGGUCAUGCAUCGUCGUCCAUUUUGAAUAAAGUCUUAGCCAGUACAGCUGUCCCUGUAUUAGGUUCAAACAAAAUGUCUUUUUGUCAUUCAUGUCCAUUAGGGAAGAGUAC